AUGAGCGAGCAGGCAAGGCAGCAGUGGCAGAGGCAGCAGAAGGGCUUCUCGCGCUCCCGGCCGGCCGGCUCUGGGCCGCCGACUGCGCAUCGGCGCCCCCUUCGACCCAUCCCGGCCCUCUCGCCCCUCCCGGCGUCGAGGCUGGGAGGCCGCGGGCGAAGGCAGGCGGGGGCGAGGCUGGGGGGCCGCGGCCGAGGCCGAGCCGGCCGGCGAGGGAGGGUCGGGGUGGCGGGCAGCCGCGCCAGGGCCGCUCGAGGGGAGCCGCGGGCGGCGGCGGCGGCGGGGGGGAUGGCGGCGGGAAGCAUCACCACCCUCCCGGCCUUGCCCGACGACGGCGGGGGCAGCAGCGGCGGCGCCUUCCCGCCGGGACACUUCAAGGAGCCCAAGCGGCUGUACUGCAAAAACGGAGGCUUCUUCCUGAGGAUCAACCCCGACGGCAGGGUGGACGGCGUCCGGGAGAACGGCGACCCCCACAUCAAAUUGCUACUUCAGGCAGAAGAAAGAGGUGUUGUGUCAAUUAAAGGUGUAUGUGCAAAUCGUUUCCUUGCUAUGAAUGAAGAUGGCAGAUUGCUUGCACUGAAAUAUGUAACAGAUGAAUGCUUCUUUUUUGAACGCUUGGAAUCCAAUAAUUACAAUACGUAUCGUUCUCGGAAAUACCGUGAUUGGUAUGUUGCACUGAAACGGACUGGGCAGUACAAACCUGGACCAAAGACUGGACGAGGCCAGAAAGCUAUCCUUUUCCUUCCCAUGUCUGCCAAAUGCUGAUUACGGUGAUGUGGCCUACAAGGUAUGCC
Molecule: messenger RNA, 794 nt
Organism: Euleptes europaea (tarantolino)
Lineage: Eukaryota; Metazoa; Chordata; Lepidosauria; Squamata; Sphaerodactylidae
Gene: FGF2
Product: fibroblast growth factor 2
Exons: 4
Coding region: 1-765 (254 amino acids)
Biological process (GO): positive regulation of gene expression; fibroblast growth factor receptor signaling pathway; regulation of cell migration
Cellular component (GO): cytoplasm
Molecular function (GO): growth factor activity; fibroblast growth factor receptor binding
Source: RefSeq, a predicted model, not a curated record